This is a messenger RNA of Diospyros lotus (date-plum), 878 nucleotides long. RefSeq names its product GATA transcription factor 16-like. Gene Ontology annotation, biological process: regulation of DNA-templated transcription. Bases 298 to 768 code for a protein of 156 amino acids. NCBI's taxonomy places the organism in Eukaryota, Viridiplantae, Streptophyta, Magnoliopsida, Ericales, Ebenaceae. The record is from RefSeq and is a predicted model, not a curated record. Gene Ontology annotation, molecular function: sequence-specific DNA binding; zinc ion binding. The transcript is spliced from 3 exons.
AGCGUUGCUUCUAGAUUAGCCACGGUCGGCUAUCCCUGUCGUCUCUCUCUCUCUCUCUCUCUCAAAAACUCUCUCUCUCUCUCUUUAGCUGCUGCAUGUCGGUCUCAGCCAAAUUCCCAUUUACUUACGCCCACUUCUUCUUCCAAUCUCUCUCUCUCUCUCUCUCUCUCUAGGUUCCACUUCUUCUGAUUUUCUCUGGGCUUUUUCUGUUCAUCCGUCAAUCCUGUGAUCCCAACAGUCACUGAUCAUACUAUUUUCACUCACCUUAGCUGUCGAUCUUUUCUGGGUUAGUUUUAAAUGUCCGAACAGGCAAUGUCAAUGGUUGAUCCGAGUGAUAAAGGGUCAGAAUCCGAAGACCUGAAUUCCAAAACCUCAGAAUCCGAAGGAAGCCACGUUAAGACCUGCGCCGAUUGUGGAACCACCAAGACCCCUCUCUGGAGAGGAGGCCCCGCUGGUCCCAAGUCACUGUGCAAUGCGUGCGGGAUCCGGAGCAGGAAGAAGAGGAGAGCCCUUCUGGGUCUGAGCAAGGGCUCAUCAACGGUGGAGAAGAAAUCAAAGAGAACUGGCCAUCAAAGCAGCUCCAGUAGCAGUAACAGUAGAAGCAGCGGCGGCGACAAUAGCAGUUUCGGGGAGUCAGUGAAGAGGAAGCUAAUGGGAGAGGAGGCGUUGCAGAGAUCGAACAUAGAGAAGAUGAGAAGGAAGCUGGGAGAGGAAGAGCAAGCGGCCAUGCUUCUAAUGGCUCUUUCUUGUGGCUCUGUUUAUGCUUAGAAUUCUACCCUUUUAAUCUUUUUAGUAAUUAGCUACUAAUGAGAAAGAAGAUCAUUUGCUUCUUCUGUCACAAUUGUAUCUUCUGCUAUCUUUCCAAGAGAAUUUUGCUC